Messenger RNA from Pseudophryne corroboree (corroboree frog), 1432 nucleotides. RefSeq lists its product as uncharacterized. The record is from RefSeq and is a predicted model, not a curated record. Gene Ontology annotation, biological process: protein monoubiquitination. The coding region runs from base 348 to 953 and encodes 201 amino acids. Gene Ontology annotation, molecular function: ubiquitin protein ligase activity. Lineage: Eukaryota; Metazoa; Chordata; Amphibia; Anura; Myobatrachidae. The transcript is spliced from 2 exons.
UGCAGAUACACUUUAAACUGCGGAGAAUGGUUUGAAGAAAAAGACACAAUUUCAACUUUGCAAGACCUGUUUGAUCAAUUCUGAGAAACUUUCAGGAGACCACUGGGCCAUGCUUGCCUGCGAUCAGCCAUUUAUUAUGACUUAGCUGACUGGCCUACCGUAAUUAGUCGACAGCUCUUAUACUGAACAAUCAAUGCCACCAACUUUCCACUGGUGAAUGGAUAAUGCCGCAGAAAAAAGAUGAGUCCAUAGAUUGAGUAUCAGGACAUGAGUCAAUAGAUAAUCAGGACUACUGGGUCUACAGUCAAGAUACAAUCUUUGGUCUCCGUUAUCUGUCCCACCGCGCCAUGUCACUGGAGGUGGAAGGUGACACCUCUCCAGAUGUUCUGCGCUGUACAGUGUGUCUGGAAGACUACAGGCCCCAUGGACCCCUCAAGCCUCGUAUCUUGCCCGUAUGCUUGCACACCUUCUGCGAAGGCUGCCUAGAAAGACUGGGGGUGGACAACGGCUACAGCAUAUCAUGCCCAAUAUGUAGGGUAUUAAAUGAUGUCUUUGGGAAGGACGGGAUACAGACGCUGCCCAUCAACAGCAGGGUGUCCUAUUUUGAGGCUAUCGAAGAAGAGGUGGAAGAACCGGACAUCAUAGACUUCAUCGAUCCUAGCGAGCCAUCCUGUCCCAUGUGCGAAAGCCUCACUCUCUACGCUCCUUUCGGUUUGGACGCGGAUAUCACCCAGUGUCACACUUGCCAAUGGGUGAGUGUGGAAGUGAUGGAGGUUGAGAAGAAAGGGCCACCCACCGUGAGCUCCAUUGCUGAAGUCAAAGUCGAUAAGGCUGUUGAGAAAGCUGGGAAAGAGGAGGCUUCACUCCAGAGUCCUGGACCACGGCCAGCCAAGAGAAAGUCCCUACUGGGGAGGGCAAUGCACUACUUGAGGAAACGUUUCUCAGCUCGCUGACGCCGCCUGCUGGAUGGAGAUGGGAUCUGCAGUCAUUCUCCCCACCCAACGUGACUGAACUUUGUGAAACCUGCUAAACAUGGUCUAUCAUAGAACUCCCACCAUACUGCACAAAUUUCCCCCACUAUGCAGAGAUCCGCCCACUAACACUACCACCCCCUUACCAUUAUCUGGCAAUGGGGCCUUUAAGUCUCUGUUCAAAAUAAAUCUCAUAUAUGUUUUCAUUUGUGUGCUUAGGUGCCUUUGACCUCACAUGUCUCACGAGCAGGGCCCUCUUCCCUCAUGUGCUUUUCCUACCCUCACUUAUAACAUCAUCUCCUUACCAUUGCCUAUAACAGCACCAAACCUCUGGCUUCAUCCGCCCUGCUGACCAUUUGGGUAGAAUGACCGCUGCUGCAGUAAUGUUUAUAAACCAUGUCCAUGUUCUGCAUUGUUCUGUACUGUAAGCCACUUUUUUCUUGUUUUGUUGGCACUGUUUC